Strigops habroptila (Kakapo) is the source of this 759-nucleotide messenger RNA. Its product is annotated as CMRF35-like molecule 6. Gene Ontology annotation, cellular component: plasma membrane. The coding region runs from base 33 to 620 and encodes 195 amino acids. Gene Ontology annotation, molecular function: transmembrane signaling receptor activity. The transcript is spliced from 3 exons. Lineage: Eukaryota; Metazoa; Chordata; Aves; Psittaciformes; Psittacidae. The record is from RefSeq and is a predicted model, not a curated record.
GAAGGAGCAGGAAAGGCAGGAGGGCUGCUCUGAUGCACUGCCCAGGCCAGUCUACCAUACGGCUCCUGCUGCUGCUCACCUGGAUGCUGCUGCCAGGCUCCUGGGCGGUGACGGGGCCUGGCACCGUGCAGGGGUUGCUGGGGGGGUCCCUCUCGGUGACCUGCACGUACAAGCCCGGCUAUGAGACGAUGCCGAAGUUCUGGUGCUAUCCGGGAAGCAUUUCCACCUGCAAAACUGACAUCGUUCUCACCUCGGAGCUGAGCCCCGUGGUGCGGCGAGGCCGGGUCACCAUCAAGGACUAUCAAAGACGACGGGUGUUCACGGUGACCAUUAAAGACCUGGUUGUGGAGGACGCGGGCACCUACCGCUGCGGGGUGCGAACGAGCCCACUCUCGCGUGAUAAGAGCGCCAAAGUGGAGGUGAUCGUGUCCCCAGCCCCAUCGCCCAGAUGGACCCCAACCGUCCCGCCGAUCACCGCCCGGCCGCCUGCGGCAGUGACGGACGCUCCACCGGGGACCCCCAGUCCUUUCCGCUGCUUCCCGGUGCUGGCCGGGCUGCAGGUGCUGGCGCUGCUCGCCAUGAGCGGAGCCGUGCUCUGGGUCAGCCUGCGGGGCGCCUGAACCGCGGCCGGGACCCCGCAGCCUCAGCCGGCACCGCUCCGCCCUGGCCCCGACGGCGCGGGUAGGGGGGCAGCACCGGGACCCCGCCGGGCCCUUCCUACCGCCAGCGGCGGCUGCAAUAAAGCCUCUCUGACUCCGC